AUGAAACUCAUGGAACAACAAUAUGUGUCACCUUAUUCGAAAUAUGAAGUGAAUUUACCAUCACAAGUGAAAAAAGAUUUGUCCGAAUUGAUUCGUCAACUCAGCAAUAAUGAGCUCAAUGAAAAAGAGAUGAAAGAAAAGAAGGAAAAAGUGAUUCUCUCUCUUUUUGUUGAGUUGUUGAAGAAUCUUUCUGACACGUAUCAUAGAAUGCAGCAAACAAAGCAAUAUUUGAACUGGUUGGAGGUGUAUAAGGUGCAAAAAGAAGCUCAUGUGGUCGCUCUGGAAUGA
Molecule: messenger RNA, 288 nt
Organism: Naegleria fowleri
Lineage: Eukaryota; Heterolobosea; Eutetramitea; Acrasida; Naegleriidae
Exons: 1
Coding region: 1-288 (95 amino acids)
Source: RefSeq, a predicted model, not a curated record